Messenger RNA from Dioscorea cayenensis subsp. rotundata (Guinea yam), 1385 nucleotides. RefSeq names its product chalcone synthase-like. Bases 86 to 1300 code for a protein of 404 amino acids. Lineage: Eukaryota; Viridiplantae; Streptophyta; Magnoliopsida; Dioscoreales; Dioscoreaceae. The record is from RefSeq and is a predicted model, not a curated record. Gene Ontology annotation, molecular function: acyltransferase activity, transferring groups other than amino-acyl groups. The transcript has 2 exons. Gene Ontology annotation, biological process: polyketide biosynthetic process.
AUUAACCAGAACCUCAGUGGUAAUUACCAGUCAGGUUUGCAAGCUUGAUAUCACAUUUAGUGGUGAUCAUCAGAUAAAAUCAACAAUGGUGAGCGUUAAUGGUGCUGCAGUUGAUCAUUGUGAGAAGGGAAACAAGGCUGGUGGUCUUGCCAGCGUGCUAGCGUUGGGCACUGCCAACCCUCCCAAUGUUGUAUAUCAGGAUACAUUUGCUGAUUACUUCUUCAGAGUCACCAACAGUGAGGACAAGGUUGAGCUCAAGGAAAAGCUCAAGCGUGUCUGUGAUAAGUCUAUGAUCAGGAAGAGACACUUCUUUCUGAAUGAAGAGAAGCUGAAGGAGCACCCCAACCUCUGCUCCUUCAUGGACCAUACUUCACUGAACACCAGGCAUGAUAUCGUGGUUGAAGAGGUGCCAAAGUUGGGAGAGAAGGCAGCCAUCAAAGCUCUGGAGGAAUGGGGACGUCCACGUUCUGAAAUCACUCACAUCAUCUUCUGCAGCACCGGCGGUGUCGACUUGCCCGGAGCUGACUAUCGCAUCAUCAAGCUCCUUGGUCUCUCUCCAUCUACAAAGCGUGUCAUGCUCUACAGCCAGGGAUGUUUCGCUGGUGGCACAGUGCUACGAAUAGCCAAAGACCUGGCAGAGAACAAUGAGAACGCUCGUGUACUUAUAGUAUGCGCCGAGUUGACGGUCAUUUCCUUCCGUGGCCCUGAUGAGGCCAAGGAGAACUUCGACAACCUAGUCGGGCAAGCCAUUUUCGCCGAUGGCGCUGCUGCGGUGGUUGUGGGAGCCAAACCUAUCCCAGAGGUUGAGACUCCCUACUUUGAAAUAGUGUCCACUGAUCAGUAUAUCCUUCCGGAGAGUGAAGGGUACAUUGGAGGUCAUUUGAGAGAAGUUGGCCUCACUUUCUAUUUGCAUAACCAAGUGCCCAGCACUGUUGGCAACAACAUAGAGAAGACUCUGAUAAAGGCAUUCUCGCCACUGGGUAUUUCAGACUGGAACUCACUGUUCUUCAUCACCCAUCCCGGUGGGCGUGCAAUCCUUGAUAAGAUUGAGGAGAAGCUGGAGCUAAAGCCAGAGAAGAUGAGGGCCACUCGGCAUGUGUUGAGUGAAUAUGGGAAUAUGUCGAGUCCCAGUGUCUUAUUCAUCAUGGAUGAGAUGAGGAAGCGAUCCAUGGCUGACGGCAUGCGCACCGCCGGAGAAGGUCUUGACUACGGAGUGCUGCAUGGUUUGGGUCCCGGUAUCACUGUGGAGACUGUCGUCCUCCAUGCGCUCCCUCUUGCCAACUUCAUCAACCAGAAUUAAUUAGUUUUUUUUUAAUGUGAAUUUAUUACAUUAUUAUUAGAAUAUAUUCCAUAGUGUUUCCAAAUAUGUCUGAUUAAUUUCAUUA